AUGGAGGGAAAGAUGGAGAUGGAAACAGUAUGCCACGACAAGGCCGACUAUAGCCCGGAAUCACAUGAGCACGACAUUGACAACUUUUUUAACGGGCGACGGGAAGGUCAUAAACGAGCGCGAGCGUUGCUCGACUUCGCCCGUCAAGAUGAGGAUGAGUUAGGCUUUCGGAAAAACGAUCUCAUCACAAUAAUAUGCGAGAAAGACGAACAUUGCUGGGUCGGCGAAGUGAACGGGCUUCGGGGAUGGUUCCCAGCAAAAUUCGUCGAGGUUGUUGAUGAGCGAGGUAAAAACUAUACUGUUUACGGCGAUGAGGCAGUAUCACCUGAAAUUACCGAAUACAUUCGAGGACGACUGGCCAACAGCUUUCGACAGGUGAUGGACCAUGGAAUUAUGGAAAGUGUCCUCUAUCCCUCGACAGCCUAUCACCCCUGGUCUUUCAUUGUUAAUUUAACACUGCAAAACCUCACUUGGUUUCAGAUACUUACCCCAGAAGAGCUAUUGUUCCGAUCAGUUCAACUUAUCAACGACUCUCAUAAUGCUGCCAACGCUCAUCCAGACGUGAAGCUAAGGUCACUACUGGUACUCGGCGUUAACGAGCAAUGUUUACAUCUGUGGUUCGAAUUAUUUUGCUCUUCGGAAAACCAAGAAGCGAUACGUUGUAAAUACUAUCAUCCGUGGGCCUUCAUACGUACUCCGGGAUGGCGACAGAUAAAGUGCGACUUGAGGCUUCUGAGCCAAUUCUCAUUCAAUCUCAAUGUAGACUUCGAGAUCGAAGGUAUUGAGAAGAAGAAAAAGAAAUCCGGCGCUGGGAUGAUGUCAAGCGCUAAGAAGAAAAUGCUGUCCACUGUAAUGGCCGGGGAAUUGAAACCGAAUGGUGAGGAACCAUUGAAGAAAGGUGUCACCGAUAUGUUGAUCAAACAUCACUUGUUCAGUUGGGAUUUGUGA
This is a messenger RNA of Cooperia oncophora, 948 nucleotides long. The record is from the annotation of a GenBank genome assembly. NCBI's taxonomy places the organism in Eukaryota, Metazoa, Nematoda, Chromadorea, Rhabditida, Trichostrongylidae.